AUGACAAUUGAAGAACAAAUGAAUUUGUUUCGUGUAAUAGCAGCAAUCUUACAUCUUGGAAACAUUAAAGUGACAUCUAAUCGUGACGACCAAGCUCAAAUACCAGAAACAUCUGUAUCGGAAAAAGUUUGUCAUCUUCUUGGUAUACAUGUAUCGGAUUUUAUUAAAGGUCUAGUCAAACCUCAAGUUAAAGCUGGUCGCGAAUGGGUUGCCCAAUCGCGCACAAAAGAACAAGUCUUAUACUCGAUAGAUGCUUUGGCAAAGUCAUUAUAUGAAAGAAAUUUUGGUGCGUUGGUAGAACGAAUUAAUAAGGCUACCGAUAGACCAACCAAUAAAUCUAAUUUUAUUGGCGUAUUGGAUAUUGCUGGUUUUGAAAUAUUUCAGGAAGAUACACAUAGAACAAGUAAUAGUAAACAAAAUUCUUAUAGCGAUAAAUAUGUAACUGGUCAAAAACAUUAUCAACUUAAAUCAAAUACUCAGCAAACAGUUUCAAGAAAAGGUUAUUAUGACAAUUUUAUUUUCGAAUAUUAUAAACUUAGAUAUGGAGAUAAUUUUUUAAGUAAAAUUGAAAAGAAUCAAUCUGAAUUUCCUUUAGAUGAUUUUGAUGGCGAUAAUACAGUAGUGGAUUCUAACCCUUCAACCGUGACAAAUAGUGUCAAACUAUCUGCUGAAAAGCAAAGAGAAAGAAAAGAUUGGCAAAGUUUUUUAUCAUCUGUGUUAACUGGCGAGGUUAUAAAGUCUGAGAAACAAAGAAUUAAUUCAAACACUCGUCAGGCUGCAAAUAAUAAUAAUCAAAUUUGGUUAGGAAUUCGAGCUGUUACUCAUGGUUAUCAACUUUCAGAAGAAAAACAAAUUUUGGAUGAAAAGAGACGUCAAAUUGAUGUCACGCUUAAGGAAGUAAUCAACUUUCAAGUACAGCUAAAUGAUGUUUCAGCUCUCGUUCAAGUUACAGAAUUACUUCAAAAAGUUGAUUUUUGUGAAAGCCUUUAUCCAACACGAAAGGCAAUGAUGUCUGACAAGCCUUUAUACAAAUCAGAAAAUUUUCAAUAUAACUUAGAUGCAUUAAAUUCAUGGUUAACAAUAACUAGGAGUUUACAGACCCAACUAAAAAUUCUGCAAGAUUGGACCGGUAGUAAAAAUUUAGAAAUCACAAAACCAAAGGAUUCUCCGGCCGAUGCAGAAAAUCCUUCUUUUUUAGAAAGAAUAUUGAAAGAAAACAGUUUGAAACAAACUUUUGAAAAGAAAACACUUUCCACAUUGAAUUCGCUUUUAUCAAAAGCUAAGCGUGUAAUGAUUGAGAAUGCUGAUUCAUUCGUUAAAAUGAAAUUACCCCCGUAUAUCAACGAGUUUCAACAGCUUUUAAACUUUCCCACAAAACUUAUGGAGGAAUGUAUGAAGCUUUUACUUGAAAUCUCUGGCCGUUUGACGGAUCCAACGAUGCUCAUGAUCCAACAAAGGAUGGAUGACUUUCGUAUUUCGCUUAUUUUGGCCUGUCAAAUCAAACUUCAAUAUUUAAAAUUAAUAACACCAGCAACUGGGUGGGAAAUUCCAUCAUGUAUUGAUGAAAAUUAUAACACUGUCUUACUAGAAUCUUUAAAAUUUUAUUUAAAAUUGUUACAAUGGAAGGUUAAAGGUGGUUAUAAAACAGUUUUUUUUAAGGAAGCUGAAAUAUUGGAAAAUGAAUGGUCAUUUGUAAGUGGUAUUUGUCGUGAUAUUGCUGGUGGUGAAAUUGAGGUUGCUGAACAAUUUUGUACACUUACUAACAAGCUACUUCAAAGUGUUUUAACUUAUUAUGAAUCAAAACUUGAACUACCAAAAAAUAUUGAUGCGGCAAACAUUUAUAAAUGGUAUAAUAAAAUUUUGGAAAGUGUACGUUUAAGGUCUCGUAAACUACUUCGAUUCAUAAAGCUUUUAUUCGGGGAGCUUGAAAAUUCAGCCGAAUAUUUUAUCGAUGACAACAAUUUUCCAUAUUUUAUAAAAGACUUGGAGAACACCAAUCACGUUCUUGUCUAUCCAGAUACUUUUAAUGAAGAUAAUGUCUGUUUUAUUGUUGAACAAUCUCUUUAUAAUCGAUCAGAACAAAUUCAAAAAUUACUUAAAGUUAUACUGACACCGUAUGAAAAAGAUGAUCAUGAAGAAGAGUUGAAAGGCGCAGAGUACAUACUUGUUUUGUCGCCAAGAGUACCUUUUGAAUGGAAUGGCUCAAUUAUGGUUGUUUCCUUGGGAAAUUUAAAUAUUGAACUUAAAAAUCAUCACACAAGGCUUGUUGCUAAUGGUUCUUAUACUCGAUUACAAGCAUGUAAACAAAAGUUUCGUGGUGUGGCUGAAAACUUGAAUAUCAUUAUUGAUAGUAUCAGGAAAAUUCGUGAAAUGACAAAAAAUCUUCAAUGUCAAGAGCUGAUUGAAAAUUGCUUCAGUUUUGCAACUGAAAUCGGUCAACGAUGUAUGAAAUAUUUGGAUAGAGAUGCUGUACGUAAUCAAUUAAACGUGAAAUUAACCCGCAUGGCUAUUGACUGGGUUAGUUUCAUAUGCGACGAUUGCGUUCCCACAGAUCGUAAAACUUUUCGAUGGGCUGUCAUAGCUUUGGAAUUUGCCAUGGUAGCAAAUCGUGGAAGUAAUAUUUUUGGCUUAAGCGAAGAGGAAUUUAGUUUGCUUCAUAACAAAGUCGCGUGUUGCAUGGCUUUAUUAAUUUCACAUGUAGACAUUUUGGCCAGAGGAGGAUAUUGA
Entrophospora sp. SA101 is the source of this 2727-nucleotide messenger RNA. The record is from the annotation of a GenBank genome assembly. Lineage: Eukaryota; Fungi; Glomeromycota; Glomeromycetes; Entrophosporales; Entrophosporaceae.